Messenger RNA from Mesorhabditis spiculigera, 720 nucleotides. NCBI's taxonomy places the organism in Eukaryota, Metazoa, Nematoda, Chromadorea, Rhabditida, Rhabditidae. The record is from the annotation of a GenBank genome assembly.
AUGCAAAAGCCGUUUCGAAAUACUACGACUACUUGUCUAUUAAUGCUUCUAUCUAUCACCGGUAUUCCACGAAUACGCGGCCAGCUGCUGAGCGGAUGUCUCGAUGGCGAGACGCAACACUACGAUGGGGAAAGAUGGAUUCAUAGCGGCAAUUUUCUUGUGGUUUGCAGCGAGGGCAAAAUUAAGGUACUAAAAUGCAUGACGGACGCGGGUACGGUACUUGAAGUUGGGACAGAAGGACUUGUGGAAGAUGGGGUCACAUAUUCAUGCGUCGACGAACCGGACGAGCCGAUGCACGACGAGGGCAGCGGCCUGGAUCCGGAGCUUGGUGUACAUUGCCAGGAUGAGAAUGACAUGGUCGUCGACCACUUUUGGAUUUGUUGCGUGGGAAAGAAGCUCAAAGGCUGCGCCGACGAUCGUGGAAACACACAAAAAGCCGGACAUUUCGUCGUGGGACAGGGGCUGUUAAAGUACUGUAACAUACACCCGUCAGGGCUACGCGGCCGUAUCGAGCCGAAAGGUUGCUUUAACGGCACGGAAUACGACGAUCCGGACGACGAGCAGUUUCACGCCAAGAAAUACGCCAUCUGGAGGCAGGGCGAUGUCGAUUUGAGAUGCGGCGACCAGGGGAUCGUCGUCUACAGGUGCUACGUCGACGGCAAGCAGUUGUACUUUGGAGCCGCGUGGAUGGAUAGCCAUGGAGCGUUUCAUAUUUGUAAA